CCAAGAUGGCGCCGAAGAUCGGCCGGCACCGCCCCUCCAACGCUGGGGCCGCGCUCAAGAUGGCGGCGCGGGACGGCCGAGGGAGCGGCGGAGGCGUGGCGAGGCGCGGAAGACGGGUCAUGGCAGCGCCGGAAGAACUGUGCGGCGGCCGGGCCGGCGGGGAGACAGGCCGGGACGCGGCCGGUUUGAGCGGUGGCCCGGGGAGGCGGCGGUGGCGGCGGGACUGCGCGGCCGCCGCCAUGUUCCGCUGUGGAGAGGAGAUCGUAAGUGGGGAGAGUGAGGAGGAAAGUAAUGGCGUCAACUUAAUGGAGUUCUCAGAUGAGAUCCUUUUGCACAUUCUCAGCUAUGUCCCUUGUACCGACCUUGUCCUGAACGUCAGGAGAACCUGCAGGAAACUCGCAACACUUUGCCUUGACAAGAGUUUAACCCAUACAGUUUUACUUCAGAAAGACUAUAAGGUAAACAAAGACAAAGUGAAGCAACUGAUGAGGGAUAUCGGAAAAGAGAUUUACCAGCUGAACAUGGCUGGGUGCUAUUGGCUGCCCAGCUCCACUAUUGAUCACGUAACACGAUGCAAGAACCUGGUAAAACUGAACUUGUCUGGGUGCCACGUCACCUCUCUCCGUCUCUCAAAGAUGCUGUCCACGCUCCAGCACCUGCGCUCCCUGGCGAUAGAUGUAAAUCCGGGUUUUGAUGCCAGUCAGCUAAGCAGUGAGUGUAAAGCCACUCUUAGCCGUGUCUCGGAAUUGAAGCAAACACUUUACACGCCGUCAUAUGGUGUCGUUCCGUGCUGCACUAGCCUUGAGAAACUGCUGCUUUAUUUUGAGAUCCUUGAUCGCUCGCGAGAAGGUUUUAUGCUCUCUGGGCAGCUAAUGGUAGGUGAGAGCAAUGUGCCCCACUACCAGAAUCUCCGCGUCUUCUAUGCCAGGCUGGCUCCUGGCUAUGUUAAUCAGGAGGUGGUGAGGCUGUACUUGGCGGUGCUAAGUGAUCGGACACCUGAGAACCUUCAUGCCUUCCUUAUUUCUGCCCCUGGUAGCUUUGCGGAAACAGGAGCCACUAAAAACCUCCUGGACUCUAUGGCUCGAAAUGUACGUCUGGAUGCUUUACAACUGCCCAAAGCCUGGAUUAAUGGCUCUGGGCUCCUGCAACACUUGAAGUUCAACAACCCUUUCUACUUCAGCUUUAGCCGAUGCACCUUAUCUGGUGGUCACCUGAUCCAGAGGGUUAUUAAUGGUGGGAAAGAUCUUAAAAGCUUGACCAGUUUGAAUCUCAGUGGCUGUGUUCACUGUCUGGCUCCAGAGUCCUUGUUUCGAAAAGCAGAAGAUGACAUUGACAGUGGCAUUCUGGAAAGCCUGGUAGUGUCUUGCUGCAACCUGAGACACCUCAACCUCUCUGCAGCUCACCAUCACAGCUCAGAAAGCAUAGGGAAUCACUUGUGCCAGCUUCUGUCUAGGCUAAAGCACCUGCUCUCAUUAGCGCUACCAGUUUGCUCCAUCACAGAUGUUGCUGCAAAUGUGGAAAAGCCUCCCGCAGCAUCUAAUUUGGUGCCCCAAACAUUUGGAAGGAAAGUUCGGAUCGGGGUACAGACAUAUCCGAGGAACUUAGCGGACCCGGCAAAUCAGAAGAUAGAGUCUACAGUAUUCUGGGCUCUGAUGGGAAGCCUCCGAUUUUUGGAAACCUUGGAAAUAAUUGGGUCCAGUUUUUCCUCUGCUAUGCCCCGCAACGAGCCAGCAAUUCGGAACUCAUUGCCUCCUUGUGUCCGGGCACAAAGCGUGGGAGAUUCAGAGGUGGCUGCCAUUAGCCAAUUGACUUACUUGCAGAGCCUCACCUUAGCACAACUGCCAAAUAUUAUUACUGGCUCUGGGCUUAUUAACAUUGGAUUGCAGUGCCAGCAUUUGCAGACUCUUUCAUUGGCCAACCUGGGCAUGAUGGGGAAAGUGGUCUAUAUGUCUGCCCUCAUGGACAUGCUGAAACACUGCAAGUGUUUGAAAGAUCUCAGGCUGGAACAGCCGUACUUCUGUGCAGGCGCCCAGUUCUUCCAGGCACUGAGUCACUGCUCCUCUCUCCAGCGGCUUUGCAUCGUCUCCCGGAGUGGGACUCUGCAGUCUGACGCAGUGAUGUCAUUCAUGGCCAACUGCCUUGAGGUCAUCAUGUGCCACAUGUUUAUGGGAGAAUCUCUUACCGUUUGCAAAAAUCUCCAGCAAUCCAUUGUCCGGAGUUUUCAGGAGGACCGCCCUGCAUUAAAUGUUGUCAUUUUCCCUCUGCUUCAUGAGGACUUGACAGAGGUCAUCAGAGAUGUCCCCAUGCGGCACUUGGAUGAAAUUACCCUGUUUAAAAGCAGAGUGGCCGAGGAACCUCCCAACUUGUGGUGGUGACCGUCACAGCAUGGAAAGGACAGUCAGCGUGAACAUGUGAAAUAGCUUCAUGUUGGCCUGGAUUCCCUAUCUUCAGCUCCAGGCCACCUCACGGGAUUCUGUACAAUCACUCUAAAUAGGUGCAAUUGCAAAAUAAAAAAAGCUGCUCCUUUGCAGUGGGGAAACAUCUAUUGGAUAUUGCUUGCAUCUGAAAAUCCUGUCUCAAAGGCUUCUGGAAUCUGAUGAGUAUUUCCUUCCGGUUAAUAUGAAUUGUUUUGUUAUUUUACUGAAGUUAAAGGUAAGAGAAACUUAAUGAUGCUCUUUCCCUUAAGAGAAGACUUAACGAUGCUCCUUCCCCUGUGUCACCUGGUGUAUUUCCUAAGGGCCCUUGUGUACUUUGGCAGUGUGCUUUGUGAUAUUGGUGAAAAUCAUUCUUUGCUUCGGUCUAUUUUUGGCAAAGUAGUAAGCCUAAGCCAGCUAAGAGGCACAACAAUGUGUUGCUCAGUUGAAGUGCAUCACAUCUUUUCUGUGUUACAAAUACGCAUUUUUAGUCACACACAUGCAAUCACAGAUAUUUGAAGGGUUUUUUUUGAUUAAGUAGUACCACAAGGACUCUUUUUUUUUUUAAUUUUUGAAUAACAAAUUAAGGUCAUUAGCGCCUUGACCAUGGUAUGUUCUUGCUGAUGCUGUUUCCAUCGGUCUGGUGGAAGAAGUUCUCAGCUCUUUUGGAAAUCCUUGUCCUAGGGUAGAUGGUGCCUGCCGUGAAUAAGUUGAGACUCAUAUAUGAUUUAAAUGGAAUCUGUCUUGCAGUGUAGAUGGGAAGGUAGUGUUCCAGUUCUGUCCUUAGAUCCCAUGCCUUGAGCUCAUGCUAAUUUUAGAGAUGUUACGAAGUAUUUUCACAGUGUGAUUUCAGUCAGCUUCUCUGCUCCACAGAACUUCCUCAGGCAUCAGUAGUGGUCUGGAUCACUUUCAUAUUGCCUUAUUUACUGAGCACUUUUGAAAGCAUCAGACAGCUGUACCAAAAGCCAAGUUACAAAUUCCUGGAGCUACAUUUCUGGGUGGCAGUCGGAUUUCCCUUCUGCUGGAGUAUUUUGUGGUAGCACACUGGGUCUGCCUUCUGCAAAACAGCCAUCAACUGGAGCUGUCUAAAUUCUCCACCUAAACACUCCCUCAUGUGUUGAGCAGUGCUUUUCUGGGGAGGCCCAGUGUUGUCCAAAAAUGAUGGCCCUAUCUCCCUGUUGGUGUUUUCUACACAAGAUGUCCUCUUCCAAAUGGUGUUCUGCCAUCAGUCAUUCAUAGGAAUCCUGGUCUGAUGGGAUAGAUUUGAGAGCAAAAUGCAUCUCACCGCUUUGGAGAACUUUUCCUCCUUCCUUUCCCAUCAGUCAGGUGUGAACCUGCCUGGAAGUCUGACUUGCUGCUGUAAAUCUUGAGCCAGGUUGCAGUAACCCUUGAGUUCAGAUAGGUUACCGUGUUAACGAACAGGUUAACGUUGGCUUCUAUUAGCACAGGUUUGUGCAUUGCUAAAACUAACCCCUGCGUGCAUUUGCUGUCUGCCCUGCAUUUCUCUCCCUUCCCCACUCGGGACAGGGUGCGAGCAGCAGUCUCUGGUUUGCAGCUGGUGUCAGGGUGGUGAGGCUGGCUCGUGCUCGUCGGGGAACGGCCGCGGCUGAGCUGUGAUCGCUCCUGAAGUAUUUGAGACUCUGCCUCAGCUUAGACACCGUGCGGGUGAGUGCGAGGAGCUGGUGUCCUAUUCUUGGCAUCCUGCCACUGUUUUCUCUCCCGACGAGGUCAUUUUUUCUACCUCUUGUCAUAUUGCUCCCCUGUUUGAAUCCCUCCCUCCUUCUCCAGCAGCUUUCUUCUCUCCUUCUCCGUUGCUUCAGCAAAUCAAAUUUUUGGUAGGAACACGAGCCACUGCUCUGUCCAGUUCAGGCCAUUUCAGCUCUGCCUAGUUUUUGUCUGUGUUUCUUUCCUAGAAUAAAUAGCGAGGGUUAGGCAGCAAGUGUUUGCAGAGCUGCUUUCUCCUCCUUGUGCCUCAGGGCAGGGUAAAGGGAAGGCUGAGGGUAUGGAGCCAGCUCUGAUGCCUAAGGGGACCUGUUUUGUGAGGUUUGGUACAUGCUGCAGGAGCGAGGCCAUUCCUACCCUCAGCCAGGAUUUCCCCCUCCACAUACACACUGUGGUGCUGGCAGGAGUUUGGCAGAACCACCAGCUUUCUUGUUCCUGUCCUGCUGGAAAACCUGGGUCGGGGGACAGCAGUAUGUGGAAAACGCCUGUUGCUUAAUGGUGGUGUUAACCCUUUGGUCUUGGGGGUUAGAGUAACCUGAUGAAACAUGCUGUACCUUUUGCUUGGCAAAGCGACACCCAUUUGCCUCAUGUCUUGCUAGAUCGGGGCAGGCAAUCAGGCAUGUUUUAUAACACCAUUAUUCUGUUGCCUGAAGUAUGAUGUUUAGACAUCUGUAUUCAUGCAAGCGGGUCAGUAGUCCUGAUGCACAUGCUACCAGUUAUAAUUGAGGCUAGGAAUGGUCACCCACAGGUAAUAAAGAUAGCACCACAAAUAGCGAUAAAGAUCUAAAAACUCCUUCCACCCCCAACUCCCCAACUCUGGGCCAAUGCUCGGUAUCUCUACUACAAAUCCUCUUAUGGUGAGUGAGAAUUUCCGCUGCUUCUGCACUCCAGGCAGGAUUCACCAGAUGUUAAUAAUGUGCUUAUUUUCUCUAAGUGCUAUUUUGGCAUCGGUGUUAAUUACAAUUUAUAUUCUGCAACAUUUACACUGGGAAAAGAACCCACCCUAAUAGUCCCCAAUUGGCAGAGCUGGGCUAUUAAACAUAGCACCAUAUGUUCUGAGCAGAGCAAUAUAUGGGACUCGGAGCCCACUCAGUGCUGAGACUCUGCUGUGCAGCGUUAGAGGAGGAGAGAACAGAGAUGGGUGUUUUGUUCCUAGCUUUUAUUUAAUAUGAAAUUCCCCCUCCUUUUCUCUGGUGUCUGUCCCCAUCUCUCCUGAAACCACCCUCCCACUAUCUGUGAGCAUCUAAUAAGGUGAUCUCUGAACCUGCUGAUGCCACUGCCCAUAGUCUAAAAUAAAUGAAUUCAAUUACAGACGGUGCCCUUCUCGCAGGGAGUGCCUCUGCAGGAUUCCUAGUCCCUGCUGCCGUGUUUCUUGCUGUGCUCCAAAUCAGACCUCCAAUCUUUGGGGGACUGCAGAAGAAAUCUCUGCUUUGACUACCAACGAGGUGUCGGCGCUUCUUUGAGAGAAGCGUAUUCUGGGACAAGUGCCAUUAGUGUAUAAAAUCACAAGUUGUCUGCUGCUCUGCUAAUGCCCGAAGACUUGUUUAGUAAAGUGGCAUUUGGUUCUUGCAGGCUGGGAGGGUCUAGACCUGAAGAGUGACAGUGGUUUUGGUGUGGGGGAAUUUGGUAGGGCUAAGUCAUCAGUGUUUUGGUAGGUUUAUUAGAAGGACUGUAGGUUAAAGGAUUGCUUCCUCAGUCGUUUUGCAAAGCUGAUUUCAUGGUCUCUUUAGGAAAUGGCAGUGUAUCCACUGCUCUGGUUUGGAAAGGGGGCUGUGUGACAAAGCCUCGCCUCUCCUUUCGGGGGAACUUGGGCUGUAGUCGCUCAUCAGCUGGGGAGGUGGUUUGUCAGGAGGAGAAGAGAUGGGAAUGAAAGGAGGCAGGGCAGGACUGUGUCAUGGACCUCGAACUGGAAGCAAGACAGGAUCUUUGAGAUGUGGCCUCAGUUUCCCCACUUGUGAAAGGGGAGGAGGGCUCACCUGCCUGGCGAAAGGGAGCUUGCAGGGGUGCAGAACGCCCUCCCCUCCAGGCGAGGUGGUGCUCCCUGGGGAGGAGAGGGCAGGGCUGGGGCUGCUAAUGCAGGCUGACAGGUAGCAGCAGAGCAGCGACCCUGCUCACUUUGAUUUGCAUGACUACCUCCUCCUCUGCAGAGGCAUGUGAGACACCCAGGGGAACAGAGCAGGAUCCGUCCCUUCACCUUGCUGAUCUUCAGAGACAUGAAAGUCCUGGGGCAACGUACAGGAACGGGACUGUGCAUCGUGAUGUGCUGGGUGCUUUCUCCCAAGCAGCCCUUUAUUAAGAUGGGAUAUCCCCCCAUGGACGCAGAAAUGUGGGGCUUUUCUGUUUGUGGAGUUAAUCGGUGCAGAAGGGCUGUUUUGUCUGCUUAAGGCAGAUGCAAUCCCCUUUUGGCCGGUCCCAGCAGAGUGUCCAGAGAAAGCUCCUCUUCCCUGUCUGCAGGGAGACCUGUGCCGGGAGCCAGGCGAGCCGUGCGGGGUGUUGCAGAGGCAAAUCUCCUUCCAUUGCAGCUCUCCUGCCUCUUUGAUUAGAUGCGCAGGCAGCCGGGGUACUCUAGCAGGAGAAUCAUUUCCAUAGAAACCAAUUGGGAUGUUGUACAGGGAAUAAUGAUUAAUAGUGAAGAGAUGUUGCCUCAGGCCCUUUUCAUUUUUUAGGGGGCAGUGAGGGACAAACUGGAGCACAGGUGGGGGGACAAGGAAGCUCAAAAACUAAUGGAAACCAUCCCUGCCAUUAAUUUCUAGGGCAGCUUCCCCUCUUCUCCUCCUACCCUGCCCCCCACUGCUGCUUCCCAGCUUUCGUCAAAUUUUCAAAAUGGCUAACCUGGUUAGAAAUAAUCAUAAUAAUAAAAAAGGAUGGAUGAGGUCUGACUACUAACAUUGUUGCUGUUAGCAGCAGGAUUUCAGCCAUAAAACAUGAAGCAAGGGAGGCAUUGACCUUUCCGCUGUUUAAAAUGAAUGGAGACAUCAAUAUCUAUUGUUUUGUGGCAUUGACCUCUGACGCUCUCGUUUUGCCCUCCCUUUUCUUUUUUUUUAAUUUCUCCCUGACACUUGAGGAAAGGGGUCAGUUUGUACCAUCUAUUGAUCCCGAUCUUACUUGGUGAUAGGGAAAUAAUUAGAAUUUUAAAGAUCUCUGCUGCAUGCUGGUGAAAUACAUACAGAUGCGCAGGCUAAGCCCCUGCUUCCUGCGUUGCGUUCUUCCCCUUCCUUGCAGAGAUUCAAAGCUCAGAGAUCUGAAGGAAGGCAGAUCAAUAUAGGUUUAAUCAUGAUGGGGUUUUUAUUUCAGUUUUUUAAAUGGUAAAGUGUAACGUUUUAUGUUAAUGUUGUCGGAGUCUGGCUGCCUGGUGCCUUGUUUUAUUUAUUGUUUUAAGUAGCCCCUUCUUUUGUGAACUUCAUCUAUGUACAGAGAAUGUGAAAUCAGGCAUUGCUAAUUAGCUGUAUGACAAUUAAGUAAUGUAGCACAAAACCAUUAGGACACUGGAUUUGUUUUUGAAGUUUGUCCUUUGAAGUGGAAGCUUCAACUCCCUGCCCAAGGCUGCUGGGGAAAAUGUUUUUCUAUCAAAACUUUCUUUGAAAAUAAAAUGUCAGUGUAAGAGUCCCUAUUUCUGUCAUCUCUCCCUAUAAACAGCGGGUGGAAAUUGUUUCUCAUUGUAAAAACUGCUGGCAUUGAUAGAAAGGGGAAUUCAGAAAAGCAUGAAAUGGGCAGUUGGUCUCCAAACACCCUGGGUUUCUGGUAGAGAUGUUACCAAAACUGCUUGUUUAGCUUGUUGAAAGAGAAUGGUGCUGCUUUAGGAGAGAAGACCCGGGUCACAACCAACGCCCUGGAGAUGGCAAAAGGAGGUGGCCCUCAAAACUGGGGGUUCGCCUCUGACGCCUCAAGUGCCAUCAGGACGCGGCGCAGCUUGGUUGCAAAUACCGACAAGCUCCUCGGUUCGGGCUCCUCCAUCUGUGCACUCGUUUGACACUUGUGUUUGCAUCUGGCCCUUUGUUCUAGUAGUGAGUCGAAUUCUGAAUGUGCAACUUUCAUGUACGCUGGUGGCAUGUAAAACUUCAAAUAAAGAGUGAAACUGAUUUUGAACCACGUC
Molecule: messenger RNA, 8229 nt
Organism: Tyto alba (common barn owl)
Lineage: Eukaryota; Metazoa; Chordata; Aves; Strigiformes; Tytonidae
Gene: FBXL18
Product: F-box and leucine rich repeat protein 18
Exons: 5
Coding region: 6-2375 (789 amino acids)
Biological process (GO): SCF-dependent proteasomal ubiquitin-dependent protein catabolic process
Cellular component (GO): SCF ubiquitin ligase complex
Molecular function (GO): protein binding
Source: RefSeq, a predicted model, not a curated record